Molecule: messenger RNA, 3261 nt
Organism: Trypanosoma cruzi
Lineage: Eukaryota; Euglenozoa; Kinetoplastea; Trypanosomatida; Trypanosomatidae
Exons: 1
Coding region: 1-3261 (1086 amino acids)
Molecular function (GO): protein binding
Source: RefSeq, a predicted model, not a curated record
AUGAGCACAACUGAAAGCCGGAUUGCGGGGCUUCUGUCAGUUCUCUCAGAGAGCGAGGAUGCUGGACACUGUGCACUCUCUGUCUUUGCACGUAGCCUGCGUGAGACCGCGUGGAAGCAGCAGCACCACCACCACUCGCUAAAUGGUGCCCCGGUGGGUGGUGGUGGGUAUGUUGAUUUGAGCGACGUGCUGGCGGAGCGUUCGCUGGCACUGCUUCGAGAGGAGGAGGCGAUUUUGCGUGACAAGGAGGUGGUGCGGGUGGCAUAUGACAAACUGCGUGCUGAGAUGGCACGUGUUGAGGCUCAACUUAUGAGCUUGGAGCGACGAGCGCAGGAGGCGGCGCAACAGAAGGCGUUUUGCAAAUUGGCGAUGAACCUGCUGGUAACAGGAGAUGUGCCGGAGUUUUACGUGCCAGAUGCGGACCGCAGUAUGGACGCUCCCCGUGAGAACACGGACGCAACUAACGGAAAUGUCGCCGGUUCAACAGUGGAGUGCACAGAGGCAGCGCCGGAGGUGGCACCAAUGAGCUCCACGUCACCAAAGCGACCACGUCGAAACACCACAUCGCAGAAACGGCACUCUGAAUCACAGCCACAAAAGGUUCUCAAUGAAAACGGCACGCAUGGGGAGGCUCGUGAGGAGUCGCCAUCCAUUGAGGAGAGUGAGAAUUAUGAUAAUUUAGCCGACGGAGGGAAAAGUCAACAAAUUUCCACUCUGGGGAAGAAUAUUCCACGUGUACACGGUGGCAGCGGCUCAUGUCCGACAGGUAGUGCACUCCUUGCAAUGUUACGUCUGCCAGAUGUGAAGGAAAUGACGCUUUUGCACGCGAUUGAAAGCUAUGAUGAGUAUCAUUUUGGGAAAACGGUCGUGUGGUCCACCAAAAAACAGGAGGAGUUGCUGCCAGUAGUUCUCGGUCUGUUGAAGCACCUCCCGUUGCCGCGUCCGCCCAUUCAAUUAGCGGAGCUACACAUUCUUGGUCAUUUUUUUCGUUCCCCAUACGUCACGCAGAGUACCACAGACCCAACGCUUGCCUCUUUGCGGAAACCAACGUCUCUGCCAGAAUCCGUGGUGACAUCCAUGCUGCAUACUUUGCUACGCGAGGGUCAGGCUGUCACAAUUCUCACGCGCCUACUUCACAGUGUUAACAAUGACGUUAAGUGCGAGGUAUUAGAGUGUCUUUCACCUCUUAUUAUAAGUGGUUGCGGAAAUACGAAUAACGCAUGUAAUGUUGCAGAAUCUGCGUCUGAGAAGACGAGGACGUUUCCUGACGCCCGAAAGGAAUUUAUUACCUCGGGUGGGCUGCAGCCACUUGUAGGUAUCGUGGCAUCCUGUACCUCAGAAGCGGUACUGGAGCGCUCACUCGUUCUCCUAUGGAAUCUUAUUGCCCGUAACGAUGACGAAGAAAAAGUGCGUGGGGAGGUACAACGUCUUGGCGGGUUGCGUGCCGUGCUUGAUCUCCUGUACACGGAUUCUAUUCCGAUUCUAGAGAAUGCUGCCAUGGCGAUUGGUUACAUUACGCGUGAAGAGACGUCCAAGGUGGAAAUUCGUGAGGCGGGUGGAUUGGAGAAAAUCACUGCGACGUUACGUCAUCCCUAUGAAUCUAUUCAAACCAAAAUGGCAGGAGCUGUUUGGAAUUGCGCCAGUAACGCUGAAAAUCGAACGUAUCUGCGGCAAAUUGGAUGUAUUCCCGCCUUGCUGGAACUACUUAGUUCGCCAUACGAGUUUGUACAAGAAAAUGCGGCCGGAGCCCUUUGGAAUCUUAGUGUCGACCCUGAGAAUAAGACACAGAUCCUUGAUUACGGUGGCAUCAUAGAACUCGCCCAACUCAUUGCCAAGAGUCAUAGUUUAAGCGUGGUGGAAAAUGUUUCUGGUACGCUGUGGAACUGUAGUGCUGCUGUGGAAUCACGUCCCGCGAUCCGUAAGGCUGGAGCUAUACCCGUGCUACUCUCUGUCAUGAACCGGAAACCGGUUCCUUCGACACAACAAAGAGAUGGCGCGGUAGCGAACAAUGCUUCAGCGUUCCUUCCUAUAAGUGAUAAAAUACUUGAUAACGUGGCGGGUACACUUCGCAACUGUGCUAUUAAUGAUCAAAACAAACCAGCAAUCCGUGAGGCGGGUGGUGUGGAGUUGCUGCUUGGCAAGCUAGAGCUGGGUAUAUUAAAACAGCCAGGAUCGAUUCCAAUGUUGGCAUUGGACAAAAUGGCAUCCACAUUAUGGAUCCUAACAAUAUCUCCCGAAAUAAAACAUAGCGUCCGCCUGAGUGGGGGUAUACCUUUACUUGCGAAAAUACUUGAAGCGACUUCAGUGACGGCCGCAAAGAAGAAGAAUGCCAAAGUUUUGGUGCAGUUAACCAUGAGUGUAAAGGAAAAAUUAGUUGGUUUGUUGCGUAAUUGUUCUACUGUACAGGAAAACCGACCAGUGAUGGUUUCUGCCGGAGUCGUGCGAGCUUUAGUGCAUGUUGUAGAGGAUUGCCGUCUCGCCAUGAGUGCCAAGGCGAGCGUUAGCCCAUUGGCAUCCCAACAGCAGCUACCAUCAUUACAACUGAAGGAGACAGUGGCAUCUGCACUCUGGUAUCUUUCACGUGACGACAAAGUGGCGCCCCGCGAGGAAGGUGGUCUUGAGCUCCUUUGUCGUUUACUGCGGGAGCCAGACCAACCCUCUGCUGUUCUAGAGCAGGCUGCAGGGGCAAUUUCUUCAUUGACGGUGAACAACCAGGAAAAUCGGACGAAGUUGCGGGAGUUUGGCGGGAUGGAUGCACUUUUGCGUUUGAUAGAGGAGAAGACUCCGCUUGCUUUUUCACAGCGACCGAAAAACGGUGUUGACGGUAAGACCGUUUCGGAAACGGCGGGAACUGUAGCUGGUCCCAGCAGCGGCACCAACAAGACGGAGAAUACGGUGUCCAACACGUAUGCGGUUUUGAAUGCGCUUCUCGCAGUUCGAAACAGUACUUCUUCGAAUGAAGAGAAUCUUCGGUAUGUUGCGGAGUGGCGCUGCAGCCUUGAAGGCGAGGGGACAUCUUUGCCAACUACAUCUUUUACGGGAUGUCUUUUGUACAUUAUCCAGCAUGGCUCUGAGGACUGCGCAAGGGAGGCGGCGCUCUGCGUAAAAAACCUCUGUGGUCACGCCAAGGCUCUGGAGUCAUUGCUGCAACAGGAUGCAGUGGAGUUAAUUGGUGGCCUUGCAGAGCGUGGCUCCUCUGACUCCGUACGUCGAGCGGCAACAAUGACGUUGCACUCUCUGGCGCGAGCUCAAAGGCGAUAG